AUGUUCGGAUAUUUUCUGAUAUUUAGCGUAAUCGUAGCCAUAGCCAGAGGGUCUAUCUCUGGUCACAUUGCAACAGGAACAUGUGUCUGUGUUACUGGUAGCACCGUUAAUGCAAGACAUACAGCCAGUAUACAUGGUCAUAUAAUUGGACAGGUACAUUCCGGCGAAUGUUAUAAAUUCAAUGGUGGCAUUCAUACAGCAGACGGAUACACGUGGUACCAACUUCAACAUGUACAUGGACAGCUAGCGUACGUAGCUGGAAGUUUACUGCAGACGUCAACCGCAUCUCAUUGCAGUAUAUCAACACAUAGUGGAACUUUUGCAACAGGAGUAGUUUCCAAGCAUUGUAUGCAGUGUAUUUGUGAUUUGGAAUCCGGUUGCAGACCACUGGCUUGCAAAUGGGACGUGAAUUCGAAUUCUUGUGGAUACAUGCAAAUAAAACAGGUUUACUGGGAAGACUGUGGAAAACCAGGGGGAAGUUUAGAAGCAUGCUCCAAAGAUAAACAUUGUGCUUCUCAGUGUGUCCAACACUAUAUGUCCAGGUACAUCAAUCAUUAUGGAUGCCAACAUAACUGUGAGAGUUAUGCACGGAUGCACAAUGGAGGACCAGCUGGGUGCAAACAUACUAAUACAUUGGGUUACUGGAACCAUAUUCAGAGUAAGGGAUGCAGCGCAAACAGUUAACUUCUUUUCAAAAAAUAAAACAGAUUUAUUUGAAUGGUGAACUAAUGUCAAUGACAAGUGUUUCGAGUCACAUGUACCUCUAUCUUUGAUGUAUUUUUAUUUGUCAAUUUUCUAGUACGAACA
This is a messenger RNA of Mytilus californianus (California mussel), 807 nucleotides long. RefSeq names its product lysozyme 3-like. The record is from RefSeq and is a predicted model, not a curated record. The coding region runs from base 1 to 684 and encodes 227 amino acids. The transcript is spliced from 6 exons. NCBI's taxonomy places the organism in Eukaryota, Metazoa, Mollusca, Bivalvia, Mytilida, Mytilidae. Gene Ontology annotation, molecular function: lysozyme activity.